CAUCAGUCAAAAAACAGCUAUUCCCGUGUAAUUUCACAUUAUUCUCAAACAUGGCAAAUAAAACGGCGGUCUGUUUGCUGGCCGAGGGUGCCGAGGAGAUGGAGGCAGUUGUCACCGUUGAUAUUUUGCGGCGAGCUGGGGUUGAUGUAACUGUAUCUAGUAUUACCGACGAAAAGUGCAUCAAAUGCAGUCGAGAUGUAAAAAUUUGCACUGACUCCGUAAUCGCCGAUGUCGCUAGUAAAAAGUUCGACGCUGUCGUUCUUCCUGGUGGAGUUGGUUGGAAAAACUUGGCUGCGGUAAGUUCCAAAGUUGGUGAAAUACUGAAGGCGCAAGAAUCGGAAGGUAGAGUUAUUGCUGCUAUAUGCGCUGCUCCCAGUGUUUUGAAGGCACACAACAUUGCUAAAGGAAAGAGAGUUACUUCUUAUCCGUCGGUGAAGAAGGAUCUUGAGAGCGAUUACAGUUUCGUAGAAGACGAAAUCGUUGUCACAGAUGGCAAUCUAAUCACAAGUAAGGGUCCAGCUACGGCAUAUGCUUUUGGUUUAGCGAUUGCAGAAAAGUUAGUCGGCAAAGAAACGGCCAAGAAAGUAGCAGAUGGUUUGCUGUACAAAGACUAUAAUUAAAGUUGGAAAAUAGAAAAACAUUUUUAUCUUAUCAAAAGUUAAUGCGUUACGUUUAUUUUCGUUUGCCAUGUAAGUACUUUUUGGAAGAAAAACCAUGUUGAAUGUAAUUUUUCAAUUUUAAAAAUAAAUAUCACACUUAAAAACUA
Molecule: messenger RNA, 766 nt
Organism: Copidosoma floridanum
Lineage: Eukaryota; Metazoa; Arthropoda; Insecta; Hymenoptera; Encyrtidae
Product: protein dj-1beta
Biological process (GO): glyoxal metabolic process; response to oxidative stress
Cellular component (GO): nucleus; mitochondrion; cytoplasm
Source: RefSeq, a predicted model, not a curated record